Messenger RNA from Closterium sp. Naga37s-1, 1059 nucleotides. The record is from the annotation of a GenBank genome assembly. NCBI's taxonomy places the organism in Eukaryota, Viridiplantae, Streptophyta, Zygnematophyceae, Desmidiales, Closteriaceae.
AUGACGCACUACUUUAACGAGUAUUUCGACUACGAGACCGACCUCGCCAACAAGCAGCGCGGCAAGUGGAACGGCGGAUCCGGCGUGCUUCCCGAGGGUUUGCUGCCUCCGUGGGUGGCGCUCACCGCAGGCAACGUGUUCCUCAUCGGGAGCGUCGUCACGCUCGCGUUCCUCCGAACUCCCGCGCAGUACGUCGCGUGUGCGACCGUGUUCCUCUCGUGGUUGUACACCGGCCCGCCCUUUAAGCUCCAUUAUCGCGGUUUGGGCGAAGUGGUCGUGGCGGUCGUGCUCACUUGGUGCGUGCCCGUGAUGGGUGCGCUACAGCGCCGCGGCGACGGCGCGUUCGUGCUUCCAACAUCGCUCCGCGCCAUCAUCCCGCUGCUUUUCGUGCAGCAGUUCGUGCGGAUGAUGGUCAUGAAUUUGCCCGACAUCGAGUCCGACCUGCAGUGCAGCAAGAUCACGUUGACUGCGCAAAUGGGGCCCGAGCGGGUGGCGCGUUUAUAUAAAUUCGUACAACACGCGACUGGCAUGGUAGCCGUGGGCUUGUUCGCUUCUGGUCACAUGACGUGGCCCGUGCUGGUCGCGUUUCUCGUCGCCGCGACGAAGGGGAUCAGUCUGGCGCGUCGCUUGGACGAGAUCGUGUUUCCCGCUGGAACGAGGACUGAUGCACGCAAGAAAAAAGGCGAUGAUGCAUGCACUACUACUGCAGCAAAGCACGGAGAUCCGCUAGCGCACACAUCGUAUGGGGCGAAGGGGGAUGGUGCUCGAGAUCUCCAGAUCGGCAGCAUCCGCACUAACUCAGCUACCCGUGCCCACAAGCAAGCAGUGGAUAACCUGGAGAAAUCGGAGGCGGAGAAAGACAAGCACUCCACUCUAACACGGUGGCAGAUCACGGAUUCUUCUACCCGACACAUCAUCCGUCUACUCCACAUAGCGCUCUUCGUCUGCAUGGCGGGCGCUCCCAUCGCCAUGUUUGUCCCACUGUGCUGGUUUUUGGCGAAGGAACGGUUACCAGACCUUCCUCCAUCCGGCGGAUACGGCUCAUACUACACUCAGUAA